Messenger RNA from Daucus carota subsp. sativus, 1353 nucleotides. RefSeq lists its product as uncharacterized. NCBI's taxonomy places the organism in Eukaryota, Viridiplantae, Streptophyta, Magnoliopsida, Apiales, Apiaceae. The record is from RefSeq and is a predicted model, not a curated record. The transcript has 4 exons. Bases 81 to 1112 code for a protein of 343 amino acids.
CCGGCGAGCCCCAAACCAAAACCGACUUGGAAUUGCAGACUCGAAGAAGCUUUAUACAAAGAGAAGAAAGAAAGAAUCAGAUGAGCGAAAAACCCGAAGAGACCAUGGAGGUGGACAAAACGACGUCGUGCCUGGCAAUAGGGAAAGCAACAAUGGAGAGCAUAUCGGAGAGAUUAUCGGAGCUCGAGGAUUUAUACUUCCCUAAAGCACUUGAAUCUUCAGCCGUGAAUCCAUCUCAGCGCAAGUCUCUCCUCCUCGACCUCCUCUCUCGCGACGUCCCAGUCUUCUUAGAGAGAUAUGGAUCGCAGUUGAAAUUCGAGGAGUUGGAGGAAUUUGAUGUGUUGAGAGAUGAUUAUGAAGUGAAGUGGCAUUUAGAUCACUUACGGAGUGUGAUGAGACCGACGGAGGAGGAAUUGAAGUUGAGGUCGGCAAAGGUUAAGAAUAGGAGGCGAGCUUACAUGGAUAAGUUGAUAUAUGAUGGGCAGUAUUUUUCGGAGUAUGCUAUGAGGGAAAGAGAGCCGUAUUUGCACCAUGAGUAUGUGGGGCAGUAUCAGGACCUUAGCGGGAGGAGAAUGGCUAGGCCGGGGGAGAGGUGGUCAGAUACGCUGAUGAGAAGGGUAGAUGAGGGGAUUUUGGUGGCUAAGAUUAGGAGGGAACAACAGAGGUUGGGUGUGGCUCAGAGGGAUUGGGUUGGGGUUGAGAUGGAAUUGCAACAAGAGGAAGUAGAGGAGGAAGAAGAAAGUGAAGAAGAAGAAGAAGAAGAAGAAGAAGAAGAGAGUGAAGAAGAAGAAGAAGAAGAAGAAGAAGAAGAAAGCAAGAAGGGCUGCAACGCUAUCGGGAGAUCCCAUAAGCCGGAGGUCCUCUCGGCAAGUCAUGAGAUCACUAACAAUCAACCCACAGCUGUAAUACCUGGUCAGGGAGUCCAGUUAUCAGAAGAGGAAAUGCAAGAUCAAAUGGAUCAAUUUACUCACGUCAUGCAGCAAAAGUUUAUGUCGGGGGAAGAUCACCAGCAUUUAGAUUAUUCAAAAAUAGACGGGGAUGAGAGUUUAGAUGAUCACUGGAUGAGGGAGGCUAAUCAAGAUGCUGAAGAGAAAUACUUUGACGAUGAUUAACUGCUGAAUUUGUUUGAAUUUCUGACGACAAUGCCAGGGGAAGUGGUAAGGUUCCCACAGUUAACCGGGGGCUUUUUCUUUUUUCCUCAAAUCCUAUUUAGGUCAGGACUUCAAUUACAAAACUUUAAAUAAACAUAGAGAAUUUGUCAUUGUGGUAUGGUCUUAAAGAUAUGGUCUUGUGUUGUCAAAGACUAUUGCAAAAUUGAUAUUACUAAUGUUGGGUUUUUAAUCGAUAAAAAUA